ACAUCCGGGGCACGCCGCUGUUGCGUGGAGACUGCGCCAUGGAGGCGGCGGACAGGAAGAGGCAGCGGGAGGAGGCGGAGGACACGUCCGACUUGUCCGGGGAGGAGGAUGACGACUACGUGCCCGUCAAGCAGCGGAAGCAGCAGAUGCUGCAGAAGCUGCUGCAGAUGCGGCGGAAGGUGGUGUCGGAGGAGGAGCAGCGGGACAGCGGGAGCGAGCAGCGGGGUGACGAGGAUGACAUCCCCCUGGGGCCGCAGUCCAACAUCAGCCUCCUGGACCAGCACCAGCACCUCAAGGAGAAGGCAGAAGCUCGGAAGGAGUCAGCCAAGGAAAAGCAGCUGAAGGAGGAAGAGAAGAUCCUGGAAAGCGUGGCAGAGGGCCGAGCUUUGAUGUCAGUGAAGGAGAUGGCCAAGGGCAUCACCUAUGACGAUCCAAUUAAAACCAGCUGGAGAGCCCCUCGUUACAUCCUGGCCAUGUCAGAGGCCCGGCACGACCGCGUGCGCAAGAAGUACCACAUCCUGGUGGAGGGGGAAGGGAUCCCGCCCCCCCUCAAGAGCUUCAAGGAGAUGAAGUUCCCAGCAGCUAUACUGAGGGGCCUGAAGAAAAAGGGAAUUCAGCAGCCAACACCCAUACAGAUCCAAGGCAUCCCCACCAUCCUCUCAGGAAGGGAUAUGAUUGGCAUUGCCUUCACUGGCUCUGGGAAGACCUUGGUGUUCACCCUCCCAGUGAUCAUGUUCUGCCUGGAGCAGGAGAAGAGGCUGCCCUUCUCCAAGCGAGAGGGACCCUACGGCCUCAUCAUCUGUCCCUCGCGGGAGCUGGCCCGGCAGACCCACGGCAUCAUCGAGUACUACUGUCGCCUGCUGCAGGAGGACGGGCUGCCCCCGCUGCGCUGCGCCCUCUGCAUCGGGGGCAUGUCUGUCAAGGAGCAGAUGGAGACGAUCAAACAUGGUGUACACAUGAUGGUGGCAACCCCUGGGCGCCUGAUGGACCUGCUGCAGAAGAAGAUGGUGAGCCUGGACAUCUGUCGUUACUUGGCCUUGGACGAGGCUGACAGGAUGAUUGAUAUGGGCUUUGAGGGGGACAUCCGUACCAUCUUCUCCUACUUCAAGGGCCAGCGGCAAACCCUCCUCUUCAGUGCCACAAUGCCCAAGAAGAUCCAGAACUUUGCCAAGAGUGCCCUGGUGAAGCCUAUCACCAUUAAUGUGGGCCGAGCGGGUGCUGCCAGCCUGGAUGUUGUGCAGGAGGUGGAGUAUGUGAAAGAAGAGGCCAAGAUGGUGUACCUCCUCGAGUGCCUGCAGAAGACUCCACCACCGGUGCUGAUCUUUGCAGAGAAGAAGGCGGAUGUUGAUGCAAUCCAUGAGUACCUGCUGCUCAAGGGUGUGGAAGCUGUGGCCAUCCAUGGAGGAAAAGAUCAAGAGGAACGGACAAAAGCCAUUGAAGCCUUCCGGGAUGGGAAGAAGGAUGUCCUGGUUGCCACUGACGUCGCUUCCAAGGGCUUGGAUUUCCCAGCCAUCCAGCACGUCAUCAACUACGACAUGCCGGAGGAGAUAGAGAACUAUGUUCACCGCAUCGGGCGUACAGGCCGUUCAGGCAAUACAGGCAUUGCCACCACCUUCAUCAACAAGGCCUGUGACGAGUCGGUGCUGAUGGACCUGAAGGCCCUGCUGCUGGAGGCGAAGCAGAAGGUGCCUCCUGUGCUCCAGGUGCUGCACUGCGGGGAUGAGACCAUGCUGGACAUCAGAGGCGAGCGGGGCUGUGCCUUCUGUGGUGGCCUGGGCCAUCGCAUCACCGGCUGCCCCAAGCUGGAGGCGAUGCAGACCAAGCAAGUCAGCAACAUCGGCCGCAAGGACUACCUGGCUCACAGCUCUAUGGACUUCUAGCCUGGGGAGCCCUCUGCCCCACUGCGUGGGCCUUGCCUUCCACUCAGCCUUGGUGCCCCAGCUGUCCCUUUGCCUUUCCCAAGCCCAGGGGCCUGUCCUGCUCUGCCAUGGCCCCUUUUCCAGGUAGUUGGCCUGGCAAAGCUCCUGCCCCUGGAGGAGCUGUGGAGCUGUGCUGCAACAGCCCAUGGCAUCAUGGUUGGGUUAAGUCAGCCUUACCUCAGCAAUGUUGGGCAAGCAGGUAGCGGUGCCUGAGGGGAGGAAGAAGCCCCAGGAUGGGUAACUGGUCUGUGGCUGCCUGCCUGCUGCCCCUGCAAGCCCCUGCAGUGCCAUGGCCAGGGUCUUACCUUGCUCUUCCCCAGAGCCCCUCGAUUUCUCCAGGAGCAUCCCCGUUUUAGGGGCAUUUUCAGCUUGUGGCUUUUCCGUGCCCCUCAAACAUGCUCUGAUGCAGCCGGGGUAAGGCAGAGCUUGCCCUGAUCCUGCUGGGUGGUCCCUGUGCUGUUUCCUGUGCUCUGCCUGCAUGCGUUCUGCGCUACUGCCCUUCUGCGAAGGGAAGGGCUGACAGACAGACACCUCCUGUGGCCCAGCCUCUGCCCCUCAUCCCACACACCAAAAAGGGGAAGUUGCUGAGAGAAGGAAGUCUGCCCCAUGCAGUAGUUUCAGCUGCAGCAGUCACAUUUUCUCCACUGCUGGCAGCCCAAGUCGCCAGUCCUUGCGCAGGGUGCCAGGGCGGUGCUGGCCCCAUGGAGAGACCGGUGAAGGAUGGGAUCCUCUAUGUGCAGCACUGCAAAUUUGGAAAGGUAAAAGUUGGGUUGGGGGCUGGGUACAGGGUUUGCCCUGCUUUGUCUUGAUGCCAGGCCUGGAGCUGGGCCCUCAGUAGCCUGGGAAGGGAGACUGGAG
Molecule: messenger RNA, 2777 nt
Organism: Neopsephotus bourkii (Bourke's parrot)
Lineage: Eukaryota; Metazoa; Chordata; Aves; Psittaciformes; Psittacidae
Gene: DDX41
Product: DEAD-box helicase 41
Exons: 17
Coding region: 39-1880 (613 amino acids)
Biological process (GO): mRNA splicing, via spliceosome
Cellular component (GO): spliceosomal complex
Molecular function (GO): RNA helicase activity; RNA binding; ATP binding
Source: RefSeq, a predicted model, not a curated record